AUGGCUAAUCCCAGUACUGAAGGUCACCCUGGGAACGAGACUGAAGGUCUGCAUCCUGGAAACCCUGGGAACGAGACAGAAGGUCUGCGUCCUGGCCACCCUGGAACGAGACUGAAGGUCUGCACCCUGGGAACGAGACUGAAGCUUUGUACCCUGGCCACCCUGGGAACGAGACACACAGCAGGGAGGACCAGAGAAGUGCUAUCGCUGACAUUGUCGGACAGCAUUGCAGAGAAGAGCAAGCUCCAUGCGUGGGGACAGGAUCCUGACGAAGCUCUACUUCAAAACAAGACAACAGACACGGGCGGACAGCGGGACAGGGAAGGGCGAGAUUCGUGCCAGGAGACGUUUUAUUGGGAGGUGAAGAAAACUGGCUCAACAUCGCAGCUAGAACAAGGGAAAAUCCUGAAGCCAGAGCUCAAUACUGAGAAACCCUACAUGUGUUGGGAGUGUGGGUUCCAAUGUGACUAUUCUGCAGCACGGAAGGACCAUUUGGAUAUUCAUCUAUUGAAACACACAGAUGAGAAACCCUACAUGUCACGGAAACACGAUUUGGACAUUCAUCUAGUGAAACACUCUGGUGAAAAACCCUACACGUCACAGAAAUCUACUUUGGACCGACAUCUGAGACAACACGUUGGUGAGAAACCCUGCAUGUUUGGCAAUGUGGGUUCAGCACAAAUGAAACUAGAGUUCCACGACCUCAUACCUUCACCAAAUGAAAAAGAAUGGCCAGUCCCAGCUGUGGAGGUUCUACUGAAGAUCUGCGUCCCAGCUACUCGGAGAACGAGAAUGGAGAAAGGCAAUUUUGACUCCCACCUAGCAACACACACCGGUGAGAAACCCUACAUGUGUGGGGAGUGUGGGUACAGGGCAGCUCACAAGUCUGACUUGUCCAGACAUUUGAGAACUCAUACUGGAGAAAAGCCAUACGAGUGUGGGGAGUGUGGGUACAGGACAACACACAAGUCAUAUCUAUCCAAACAUAUGCGAACUCAUACUGGUGAAAAACCAUAUAAGUGUGACCAGUGUGACUAUUCUGCAGCACUGAAAUCCAAUAUGGACAUUCAUCUAUUGAAACACACCGGUGAGAAACCCUACAUGUGUGGGGAGUGUGGAUACAGGGCAGCUCACAGGUCUGACUUAAACAGACAUAUGCGAACUCAUACCGGAGAAAAACCCUACAAGUGUGACCAGUGUGACUAUUCUGCAGCACAGAAAGGCCAUUUGGACUCCCACCUAGCCAAGCACACCGGUGAGAAACCCUACAUGUGUGGGGAGUGUGGGUACAGGGCAGCUCACAAAAAACCCUUCAAGUGUGACCCGUGCAGCUAUUCUGCACCACAGAAAUUCCCUUUGGAUGACCAUGUGAAAAAACAGCUGGAGAGAAACCCUAAUGUAUGA
Branchiostoma floridae (Florida lancelet) is the source of this 1404-nucleotide messenger RNA. Its product is annotated as zinc finger protein 665-like. Gene Ontology annotation, cellular component: nucleus. Gene Ontology annotation, molecular function: RNA polymerase II transcription regulatory region sequence-specific DNA binding; DNA-binding transcription factor activity, RNA polymerase II-specific. Bases 1 to 1404 code for a protein of 467 amino acids. Gene Ontology annotation, biological process: regulation of transcription by RNA polymerase II. NCBI's taxonomy places the organism in Eukaryota, Metazoa, Chordata, Leptocardii, Amphioxiformes, Branchiostomatidae. The transcript is spliced from 9 exons. The record is from RefSeq and is a predicted model, not a curated record.